Messenger RNA from Phytophthora infestans T30-4, 879 nucleotides. RefSeq lists its product as uncharacterized. NCBI's taxonomy places the organism in Eukaryota, Oomycota, Peronosporomycetes, Peronosporales, Peronosporaceae. The record is from RefSeq and is a predicted model, not a curated record. The coding region runs from base 18 to 677 and encodes 219 amino acids. The transcript is spliced from 4 exons.
CAGCAAGCACCACGAAGAUGCAGCACUGCCACGACGAGAAUUCGGCACUAGGUGGUCAUGACCACGACCACAACCAUGACCACAAUCAUGACCAUGACGACGAAGUUGAGGACGCUAAUGGAGACUCGCUCUACCCGUUCAUCGACACCAGCAAGCUGCGAGUUCUCAACGCUCUGGACCCACAGACCGCCGCCCACCCAUUCAAACCCUUUCACGAGCGUCAAGACCGGUCGCGCUUCCUGGCUAGCAAUGACGACGACCCGGAGAUGAUCUUGUUCAUCCCGUUUACAGAAGCCGUGAGCAUCAAGUCCAUUUGCAUUUCUGGCAGUGCCGGUGACGGCACCCACCCCAAAGCAGUCAAACUGUUCGCGAACCGAGAAGAUAUCGACUUUUCCAACGCGAACGAGCUGCCAGCGCAACAGAAAUUGGAUCUGAUCGAGGACGACACAGCCAAUAUUGACUACCCGCUACAAGUUCGCAAGUUCCAAGGCGUCAGCAGUUUGACGCUUUUCAUUGAGGACAGCUACGGAGGCGACGAAACGAAGAUCUAUUAUAUUGGUCUCAAGGGUGAAAGCAAAAAGUGGCGUCACGGCGUCGUCGAAUGUGUCUAUGAAGCUCGUCCGCAGCCGGCUGACCACAAGGUCAAGGACACAAUCGGAUCGACGUCGCUUAUUUAGUCGUGCGGGCAAGCCAAGCGUCAGAUUAGCGUCAAGUCAAGAGUCAGGAGAGAGUUUCAAGACCUGCACACCUUGCUGCAACUGCUGGAACUCUAAGAGAGCUUGUUCUGCCAGUGAGGCCUUCUGCUCUUCCUCUUUCCGCUUCUGCUCGAGUCCGUUAAGCAUUUGAUACAAAUCUCGAGCCAAGCCGAUUUGCGCAUGC